Molecule: messenger RNA, 1089 nt
Organism: Ilex paraguariensis (yerba mate)
Lineage: Eukaryota; Viridiplantae; Streptophyta; Magnoliopsida; Aquifoliales; Aquifoliaceae
Source: the annotation of a GenBank genome assembly
AUGCUUAACAUGAAUGGUUUGAACUGCGAAAACUACUCUCUUUAUGCGAAGGUGGCUGAAGUACUGGACACCCUUCUUUUUAUGCACAGCAACCCUUCAAGGAAAGACCAGUUUGUUACUGUGGUUGAAUUCAGGCAAGUUUGUGAUAAGCGUUUUCUUGGAGCUGCAAAGAUAUGGAUGAAGGACUGUAUAAAGUAUUGUAUUUGUUGUGUGGAGGGGUUUGUUGACUUUGUUCUUUCAUGUAAGUUGGGGGUGAAAGUGCCAUGUGGUGAGCUCAGAGGAAAGUUCCUCUCUUUUCCUACUUGUUUGUCCAAUCAAAACCCCUCUAUAUCUGACUAUAAAGACUUUCUCUCUCCAAUCCAUGACAUUGAAAAACAGCAGUUGAGGAACCAUCACAUGUCUUCUCCUAUGCGUAUCCUGAAAAACCCAAUACCAUGGAUUGCUGUUCUUGUUCCCAUUUGGUUAUGUGCUGGUUUUUCAGGUCAUUGGUCUUUCUCUCUCCUCAUCACAGUAGUUAUGAUUUUAUCUACUGUUUUCUUCACAUUCUCAAAGCAUAAACAAGUCCUUGUGAGCAAACCAGUGCAAGAUGAAACUCUCAGCUCUGAAAAGGCAUUUACACGUCAUGCGGAAGAAGAAGUAUCAAAACAAGAGCCUGAUCAAAGUGAGACUAUUAUGGAGACUAAGGAAGCCCAAGAAAAUGAAGAUGUUCAUGUUCAUAAUAACUAUUUGGUUAGAUCACCGGAAUUAUAUUCAGAAAGUGAAACCAUUGGUCACUCAAGUGAAGAUUCAGAUGUUGACUGGCCUUAUUCAGGCAAUCUCGGUCCGAGCCCCGACUGCUCCAACGGUUCGAUUUCCGACGAGGAAAGCCUGAUCGAAAUUGCUCUUCCAAGUGGGCACUACGUUAGUCCAAAAGAAGAAGAACCCAAAUUUAAUUUGCUGCAAAAGUUGCCAGAUUUCUCAUCGGAUACCAUUUUCCAGCAAGAUGGACUAGUGGAGCUUUUAGCAGAGAUCAAUGAGGAAGAAAAUCUGAUAGAGAUUGACAUAUCAAUGGGCUCCAUCAAGUGCUCAAGGCUUGAGAUUGAAGCAUGA